UCAGUUUUCUCUUCCAACUCAUGUUGUGUUUUUUUCAGACAGAAAAGGAAAACGUGGACGGUGUUCUCUCCCUUAUUUGCCCAUAUGUUUCCUUCAGUCCUGCUGAUAACUUGACAGUAGGUUUCCGUAGAUUAUAACAACAAAAAGAAGUUGAAGAAAUGACGGAACAGUCUUCGUUGUUACUACGUAAACAGUUAGCAGAGCUUAACAAGAACCCAGUGGAGGGUUUUUCUGCUGGCCUUAUAGAUGAUGAAGACAUCUAUCAGUGGGAAGUGGUUGUAAUUGGACCUCAAGACACAUUGUUUGAAGGAGGUUUCUUCAAAGCCACGCUGACCUUUCCCCGUGACUAUCCUUUGAGGCCUCCCAAGAUGAAGUUUAUCACAGAAAUCUGGCAUCCAAAUGUGGCAAAAAAUGGCGACGUGUGCAUCUCCAUCCUACAUGAGCCUGGCGAGGACAAGUAUGGCUAUGAGAAGCCUGAGGAGCGUUGGCUGCCGAUCCAUACCGUGGAGACCAUUAUGAUCAGUGUUAUAUCCAUGCUGGCCGAUCCCAAUGGAGACUCUCCUGCCAACGUCGAUGCAGCUAAAGAGUGGAGGGAGGAUCCAACGGGAGUCUUUAAGAAGAAGGUGGCGCGCUGCGUUCGGAGGAGUCAGGAGAUGGCUUUUGACUAAGGCCUUCCCUCAGCUGAAAGCACAGAGAUGGGACUACAUGGAGAAUUGGACAAGUUGCACUUCAGCUUGGAUGAUCAUAGAGCACAACUUCAGCAACAUGUCAGAAGACUGUUUUUUUUUUUUUUUUUUUUUCCAAUAGGGAAAAAUAUUUCUCAAUUUGUUUCUUGUAGUGUGAGAUUUGUUUAUUUAUUAAUAUUCUUGAAUGAAAACUGCAUUUAUUCUGCCAAAUACUCCAGUUUUAUUUUUCAGUGUGCCAUCACUAGAUGCUCCUGUGAAAGCAUGUGCGUUUAAUUCACAGGAGAAAGAAUUACACAGCCUUCUACCUUCUCUUGUGUAUAUUCUGCCUCCUGGGCAAAAAUAAGGGCUCUAUUACUCAGUUUGCACAUUGUUUUCUUUCACUUUACCUAUUUAUUCAGUUUAAAAUGCAUCUUGCUUGUUUUGAGGGUAUUUUUUAUAUUUUGUUUUCAAUCUGCCACACUGAGCCAUUCACUUAAAAAAUACCUGCAAUACAUGAAUUAUUCUAAUAUUUAUAGUGUUAAAAGUAGGCGAUGAAGACAGCCACCUCUACACUGUACUCUCUACCUUUAAGAUUGUAUCACCCAAAGUUGCCUUCGAUGUUUUCACUGCCACUGACGGAAACUUAUCUUGAAUUCACAAGUACAGCAAAUAAACCAAAGAGGACACAAGCUUUUAACCUGUUUGUUUUUAAACUUGCUGUAUUCAAGAAAGUGACGGUUUUCUAUCAGCUUCAUUUUCAUCGAAGAAAAUUACGGUGUUGUACAGAGGAACCUGCCUCCACCUUUACUAUGUAGAGGAGGGAGUAUUAUACUGUAGCUCAAAGGCACUUCAGAAUGUACGGAUUUAAUUAAUGGCGCUAAAAAGUACUAGAGAUUUUCAUUGUUUAAGGAUGUCACUGGAUGAAUAACAGGCAUGGAGUUGGGUUGUAAGAACCAUUAAAUAAAGCUCAGUGUGGACCAAUGGGCAA
This is a messenger RNA of Sphaeramia orbicularis (orbiculate cardinalfish), 1653 nucleotides long. RefSeq names its product ubiquitin-conjugating enzyme E2G 1b (UBC7 homolog, yeast) (gene ube2g1b). Lineage: Eukaryota; Metazoa; Chordata; Actinopteri; Kurtiformes; Apogonidae. The record is from RefSeq and is a predicted model, not a curated record. The transcript is spliced from 6 exons. The coding region runs from base 159 to 668 and encodes 169 amino acids.